Messenger RNA from Medicago truncatula (barrel medic), 2973 nucleotides. Its product is annotated as G-type lectin S-receptor-like serine/threonine-protein kinase At4g27290. Gene Ontology annotation, molecular function: ATP binding; protein serine/threonine kinase activity. The coding region runs from base 257 to 2716 and encodes 819 amino acids. Gene Ontology annotation, cellular component: plasma membrane. The record is from RefSeq and is a predicted model, not a curated record. Gene Ontology annotation, biological process: protein phosphorylation; recognition of pollen. NCBI's taxonomy places the organism in Eukaryota, Viridiplantae, Streptophyta, Magnoliopsida, Fabales, Fabaceae. The transcript is spliced from 7 exons.
CGGUAACUUUAAUGUAUAGGAGAUUGAUGAAUGAUUAAAAUAAAUUAUUUAAAUGAGAGAGAAUGAUUGGUUCUCUGGUCUUUAUUUCAUUGCGUACUUGGGUGGUUAUCUGUUUUAUUGCCACGAACAAGAAAUUCAGUAGUUAACGUUACACUCGCAAGUUUGGAGUUACAUGGGAAGACAUAAGCAUGACUCUAAACAUUGAAUUUGGAAUUUGAUAAAAUGAAAAUAACGAGGACAAAUCGACACAAACACAAUGGAGAACCAUAAUAAGGUGCUAAUGCUAAUGGUGUUUACUUUCUUCUUUUGCUUCAUGGCCAUGCCCACUUACUCUAAACAUAAAACUCUUACUACCAUUGCUUCAAAUCAGUUUAUGCAAUACAGUGAUACACUUGUUUCUGGAGAUGGAUUGUUUGAAGCAGGAUUUUUCAACUUUAGAGAUCCACUACGCCAAUACUUCGGUAUAUGGUACAAGAACAUAUCACCAAGGACUAUUGUGUGGGUUGCCAAUAGAAAUACGCCUGUACAAAACUCAACAGCGAUGCUGAAACUCAAUGGUCAGGGAACUCUUGUUAUUGUUGAUGGCUCCAAAGGCGUUAUCUGGUCCUCCAAUUCAUCAAGAAUUGUGGGAAAAUCAGUAUUGCAGUUGUUGGAUUCAGGAAACCUUGUUGUAAAAGAUGCAAAUAGCAGCAGUGAGGAUGAGGAGUUUUUGUGGGAAAGCUUUGAUUAUCCUGGUGACACGUUGCUUGCUGGAAUGAAGCUGAAAAGUAACUUAGUGACUGGUCCAUAUAGAUAUCUCACUUCUUGGAGAACCUCUGAAGAUCCUGCUGUAGGUGAGUUUUCGUAUAGGAUCGAUACUCAUGGUUUUCCUCAACAAGUUAUUGCAAAGGGAACAACAAUUAUGUAUAGAGGAGGGUCAUGGAAUGGAUAUGAGUUUUGGCAAAGAAUUAAUAGGGUCUUGAAUUACUCAUUUGUGAUUACUGACAAAGAAGUCACAUAUCAAUAUCAAACGUGGACCAAUUUCAUUAUUACUAGAUUUGUGCUAGAUACAUAUGGAACUCCACAACGUUUUAUAUGGUCGGAUUGGACACAAAAUUGGGAGGCUACAGCUACUCGUCCUAUAGACCAGUGUGAAGAGUAUGCCUGUUGUGGGAUCAACUCUAACUGCAAUAUUAAUGAAUCUCCAAUUUGUGAAUGCUUGGAAGGUUUCACGCCAAAAUUUCAAUCAAAAUGGAAGUCAUCGGAUUGGUCUGGCGGGUGUCUGAGGAGAACAAAAUUGAAUUGUCUCAAUGGAGAUGGAUUUUUGAAGUACACAAACAUGAAGUUGCCAGACACGUCGGCAUCAUGGUAUGACAAGAGCUUGAGCCUUCAGGAAUGUAAGACGACGUGUUUGAAAAAUUGUAAUUGCACUGCAUAUGCAAAUUUAGAUAUCAGAGAUGGUGGGAGUGGUUGCUUACUUUGGUUUGACAAUAUUUUGGACAUGAGAAAACAUCGAGACCAAGGACAAGACAUUUAUAUACGGCUAGCAUCUUCAGAACUUGAUCAUAAAAAGAAUAAGAGGAACUUGAAGCUUUCUGGGAUUUUUGCCGGGGUUAUUGCAUUUAUUAUAGGACUAGCCGUUCUCGUAUUGGUCACGUCAGCAUAUAGAAAGAAGCUUGGCCAUAUAAAAAAGUUAUUUCACUGGAAGCAGAAGAAGGAGAAUGAAGAUGAUGACUUGGCCACAAUAUUUGAUUUUUCAACCAUCACUAAUGCAACAAAUAACUUCUCUAUCAGAAACAAAUUGGGAGAAGGUGGUUUUGGACCAGUGUACAAGGGCAUAAUGAUAGAUGGCCAAGAGAUCGCCGUUAAGAGGCUUUCUAAAACAUCGGGACAAGGAAUUGAGGAGUUCAAAAAUGAAGUAAAGUUGAUGGCAACACUUCAACACCGUAAUCUUGUAAAACUUCUUGGUUGUUCUAUUCAACAAGAUGAAAAGAUGUUGAUCUAUGAAUUCAUGCCCAACAGAAGCUUGGAUUUCUUUAUUUUUGAUGCUAUGCGAAGCAAGUUACUUGAUUGGACUAAACGUUUGGAAAUUAUUAAUGGUAUUGCUCGGGGGCUUCUGUAUCUCCAUCAAGAUUCUACACUACGAAUCAUACAUAGAGAUCUCAAGACAAGCAACAUUCUUCUUGAUAUUGAUAUGAUCCCAAAGAUAUCAGAUUUUGGUUUAGCCAGAUCAUUUAUGGGAGACCAAGCCGAGGCUAAUACAAAUAGAGUGAUGGGAACCUAUGGAUACAUGCCUCCAGAAUAUGCUGUGCAUGGAUCAUUCUCAAUAAAAUCUGAUGUUUUUAGUUUUGGAGUCGUUGUGCUUGAAAUAAUUAGCGGCAGGAAGAAUCGCGGAUUUUGUGACCCUCUACAUCAUCUAAACCUCCUUGGUUAUGCAUGGAGACUAUGGAUUGAAGAAAGGGCAAAGGAGUUAAUAGCUGACAUAUCAUAUGAUGAGGCCAUAUGUUCAGAUAUAAUAAGAUUUAUUCAUGUGGGUUUAUUGUGUGUACAACAGAAAGCAGAAAAUAGGCCUAACAUGUCAUCUGUGGUUUUUAUGUUAAAGGGUGAGAAGUUACUCCCAACACCAAGUGAACCUGGGUUCUAUGCAGGAAGAGAUAACAAUACAAUCAGAACAGCAUCUUCUUCAAAAGUGUGUUCAAUAAAUGAAGCUUCAGUCUCAUUGUUAGAGGCCCGAUAGAAUGCCACUGUGACACUUAAAUGGAUGAAAUAUUGUUAAAAAUGCACUAAUAUUUGAAUAUGAAGAUAGAUCCCUCAAAGAAUGAACAUAGAUAGAUAGAUAGAUAGAUAGAUAGAUUAUAUAUGAGUCUAGAUAAGUUCCUUGAGUAAAAAGCAAUGUUCAAAAACUUGUUUGAAAGGAGAUGCCUUUUGUAUCUAGUAUUAUAAAUCAGAUCUUAUUGUAAAUUUUUCAAUGUAAUAUAAUUUUAAAGAGAAAGU